Doryrhamphus excisus (bluestripe pipefish) is the source of this 995-nucleotide messenger RNA. RefSeq names its product CDGSH iron-sulfur domain-containing protein 1-like. Gene Ontology annotation, biological process: regulation of autophagy. The record is from RefSeq and is a predicted model, not a curated record. Gene Ontology annotation, cellular component: mitochondrial outer membrane; intracellular membrane-bounded organelle. NCBI's taxonomy places the organism in Eukaryota, Metazoa, Chordata, Actinopteri, Syngnathiformes, Syngnathidae. Gene Ontology annotation, molecular function: 2 iron, 2 sulfur cluster binding.
CCCGCUUUCUGCUCUCUGUGACGUCGCUGUUGUAAAGUGACGCAGGACGAGCUCGACAGCGCUUCCAGAAAGGACAAGAGUUCACUUAAUAAUAGUGCCUUUGACAUUGCCGUGCACCACUCAGAAACACGGCGCCUGGAGAAACCAUGGCCGUUUCAGGUUUACCACAGUUAUCAGCCAACACUGGGAUGAGGCUGUCAAAAGAGCAUUUCCUCGUAGCGGUACCCGUGGCAGUGCUCGCAGCCGCAGGCGGCUUUCUGGUCAGCCGUUACCUGAAUGGGCGGAGCUGUAAAAAGGGCUUGGUGAACACGUGCAUCAACAAAGAUAGUCCCAAAGUGGUGCACAGCUUCGACAUGGAGGACAUUGGCACCAAGGCCGUGUACUGCCGCUGCUGGAAGUCAAAGAAGUUCCCGUACUGUGACGGCGCCCACAGCAAACACAACGAGGAAACUGGUGACAAUGUGGGACCCCUCAUCAUCAAGAAGAGGGACACUUAAGCCAAACAAUUUGUCGCCCCCUCCGACAUGCAUCCCCUUGUUUGUUCAGACAUGAUUACGGCGUCUAAUGGACGUGUACUACAGGUAUUAUGUUGUCACAGUAAAUCGUCAAUAGAAUGUGCUACUGCUUGAACACUAAGUGACAUUAAGGAGAUACAGGAAUUAAAGAUCGCUUGGCCGCUUAUAAAUGGUUUGCUUGUGUAGGGUACUACAAGUGUGGAGCAGGUGAUGUAAAAAAAAGGGUUGUGCCACUUUUCUGAUUCCAGCCUUAAAUGAAAUAAACAUACACUACCCACAUGAAUGUUGCUUGCUUUGUGUUGUGCUCCAACAGCCAAGUUUGUCAUGUCUGAUGUCAUGUGUGUCCAAUCUGCUGUGAACUGUGGAAACGCUGCUGACAAACGGUAUAUUUGGCUUUUUCUUUAGAUUUUCUACAGUGCUGUGUGUCAGAUCAAAGGGGAUCUUCUGUGUAAUGUAAAUAAACUUUCUUGUGCAACUUGA